Messenger RNA from Aureobasidium pullulans EXF-150, 1043 nucleotides. RefSeq lists its product as uncharacterized. The record is from RefSeq and is a predicted model, not a curated record. The transcript is spliced from 3 exons. Bases 286 to 927 code for a protein of 213 amino acids. Lineage: Eukaryota; Fungi; Ascomycota; Dothideomycetes; Dothideales; Saccotheciaceae.
UUUGACCUUGCCCGUCAAAUACUUUAAUUUUGGCGCCACGCUAGAUUCAAAGCCGUGCAAUCAAGCUCCCUGGCUGAACUCGGGAAUCUCUCAGGGAAUCCUUUCUGCGAAGUAAUCAAAAGGCCGCCGUUUCCACUGCUUCUUGAGUCUCGCCUUCUGGCAAGUUAUUCUUUCUGUCUCAUCCAGAUACUCAACGCUCAAACCAGGACUUGAAUCCCUCAAUAUACAUUACAAUCUCUCAGCAAACACACACGAUCACAUCCGCGAUCAUCGUACUCUCUUGACAUGUCCAUCAUCUCGAAGCUCAAGGGAGCCAAGAAGGCAGCGGAUGACCACAAGGCAAAGGCGGAAACCCAAGAGACCAAACCUGCUGCCACAGCUCCUUACAGACAUGUUCCAACUCAUGCCGCCACGGAUGCUAUGACCAGCUCACCGGGAGGCUGGAAGGCCGAAGAAAUCGCAUACCAAAACAAGGCCCGUUUGAGCAGAAUAGGCAGCGACUAUUCUACUCGCCCAUCUACUUCUCACACAACAACCUCUCGUUCCAGCAGACCGGCUUUCAACAGAGCCAACAGCGAUUCAUCCUUGGACUUUACGCCCUCUACGCAAGCCUUUACAUUGCCCGUCAGAUCAACAGGUUCAUCCAUGAAGUCGGCCUCCGUUUCUCGAAACACAAGCUUCCAGGGUCUGGAAAAGGUUAUGGAGUCCAAUGAUCGCGAUCAGGAGCCCGUUUUUGCUGCAGCUCUGCUGGCCAACAGAACCAAGGCUUCCCGCUCCCCUCGUGGCUCUACCCGUAGCUCGCAGAGAGUGAGAAUAGUUCGCCAUCAGGCUCAAGCAGUGGUCAAAUUGAGCUCAGAUCCGAGGCAGUCGCUUAUGCACCCUCUCAUGAGAUUCAUCCAGGUCGUAGAGUUAACCAGAUGCUCGUAGAGCAACCACAAACUCAGCGCAAAUAUUUCGGACACAACAAGGCACCCAGCUCCGAGGCCAAUGAGGUCCCCGUUCCGGCUCCUGUCGUCAAGAAGGAGCGAUUCUCUUUCUUGAAG